AUGGCCGACGAUAACACCGUGCCCAGCGGAGGAGGGCGUUCUCUUGGAGGAAAUGCUGUUGAACCCCUUCCAGAAACCUGGGCUCGCCCUGCAACAAGCCAACCACGCGUUGGCCGAAUCGGUGCUUGGAGUAACACUAAUGUUCGUCGCGGACCUGCUUCCAGCAGCCUUCCAGCUCCUCCCAACUCCCUAUCGCGUGCUCUUUCUUCUAGUGAGGAUGAGUCAGAUGAUGAGGAGCGAGAAGAUGACAAGGGCGGAGAGCAGUGGUUUGCUGGAGGUGAACGAAGUGGGAUCAGCAUACAGAAUCCGGAGUCCGCCAGGCGCGAUAAUAUACCUGGGGGACAAAUGGUUCGCGAUUUAAUACGUAGGGCGGAAGAGACUGGUCCGGCAGUUGCAAAUGCUGAAGAGCGUAGCACGAUAUUCUCUGGCGGCGGCCACACACUUGGAUCCGAUGAGGUUGAGAGCCAAUUUAUUCCCGAUCCUAAUGCCACAGAAGACCAGCCAAUAUUACGACAUCUCACUUUCUGGCGUGAUGGUUUCUCUGUUGAAGAUGGCCCUCUUUUGCGCUACGACGACCCGCAAAAUGCACAACUUCUAUCCAUGCUACAUCAAGGUGUCGCCUUGCCAAGUCUUUUGAACAUACAAGUCGGCCAACGUGUCAACAUUGUCGUAGCAAGAAGAACCAAUGAAGAGUACGUCGCUCCUCGCACAAGCUGGUCAGGCGGUAUUCGUCUCGGUGCACCAAUCCCAGGCGAAGCUGCUUCAGUGUCACAGGCCACAUCAACCAUACCAACAACUACCGCAAAACCACCCACCAUUGACGACACCCAACCAACCACUCAAAUUCAAGUCCGACUAGCGAAUGGAAACCGCUUCCUCGCUCGCCUCAACGUGACCCAUACUGUGGCUGAUCUGCGCGCUCUCAUCGACAGCGCGAAUCCUUCGACUGGUGCUUAUGUUCUCCAAACAACGUUCCCAACAACUCAACUCGACGAUGCAACGCCCGUUGGUCCAGAGGGAGCGAAGCUAGGAGGGACUGUCGUUGUGCAGCGUCUUGAAUAG
Messenger RNA from Mycena indigotica, 1062 nucleotides. Its product is annotated as p47 protein isoform c. The transcript has 5 exons. Lineage: Eukaryota; Fungi; Basidiomycota; Agaricomycetes; Agaricales; Mycenaceae. Gene Ontology annotation, cellular component: cytosol; nucleus. The record is from RefSeq and is a predicted model, not a curated record. Gene Ontology annotation, molecular function: ubiquitin binding. Gene Ontology annotation, biological process: Golgi organization; proteasome-mediated ubiquitin-dependent protein catabolic process; nuclear membrane reassembly. Bases 1 to 1062 code for a protein of 353 amino acids.